GGGAUUGUGGGGAGCACAUUCACACAUAAUCUUCGUGCUCGCGCUAGUGCGUACUAGGUCAUCNGGUGAACAACAUCUAUCCAAUGAGAGUUCCAUCAGCUUAGCCAAAACCCGCCAUUUUGACGGGGUCAAUGGCUAUGUUUAUUUUUAGCACUAAACCAAAACAAUAGUAUUUAAUGAUACUACUAGUACUGAGUAGUAGUACAGAAGGUUGGCUGGCGGAACUUCGUGUUGGCACAUAAUCACGACUUAUUAUCAGGUGACGUUUACAUGUACACUGGGGCUUGUGCGACUAUCAAAAGUGAAAGAAGAUUUCAUUCGGCAUUCUGUUGCAUUGAUUUGGGAUAAUUGGGGAAAAUGAAGUGGGCAUUCAAGGAAGAAACCCCGGAAGAGCAGCGAUUUGCGGAAGCAUCCAAGAUUCGUGCCAAGUACCCAGAGCGCAUUCCAGUCAUCGUCCAGAAAGCCCCCAACUCGCAGAUCCAAGACAUCGACAAGCGCAAGUUCCUUGUGCCCGCUGACAUCACCGUGGCCCAGUUCAUGUGGAUCAUCCGCAAGCGCAUCCAGCUUCCCUCGGAGAAAGCCGUGUUCCUGUUCGUGGGGAAGGCCUUGCCACAGUCCAGUGCGACAAUGAGCCAGAUCUAUGAAGCACACAGAGACUCCGACGGAUUCCUGUAUGUGGCCUAUAGUGGGGAGAAUACAUUCGGCUGGUCGUGAAGGAACCAUACCAUUCCUGAGUGAAAAACCACUGUAAAUAGCUAAUUGUAAAAAGUCAAUUCCCAUCUUCCUGAUCCACCAAAAUCCAGUGGAUGUCAAAGUGAUCCUAUUCCUUUCCAAUACUUUUAAAUUUCACCUGAGUGCUGCACAAGAUUCUGUCUGAUUUUUUUUUUCUUUUUUGGCCUGGAGCAAUUAGAGAAAAGUCUGAUCACCAGUAUAACUGACCUAAGGAGCUUGCACGAUGUACGUUGUACAUAUUCACAUGCAUUCUUGCUGUUGCCUCAGCCUAAAAACAGAAAAGUUUCUCUCUCCUGAAAUCAGUUUUUGGCACAUGGUCAGGCACCGUGCAGGGCAUUAUAUCCUGGCAAAAGACAACCGACAGUAGUCCCAGCUGUAGCAGUUCCCUUGGGAUAUCUGCCAACAUUUUGUUCCAGAGUUGUCAAAGAAGGCAGUAACUGCACUAAACAUGGCCAUUGCAAAGGAACCAAUCGGAUCCAUUGGCCGUUUAUGGGAUAAAAGGAAGACAUGUACAUGUGUACCGUAUUCUUCAUUGGAGUAUCCAUGAUCCCGUAGGUGUUUGUUUAAGACCAUAUCGGGUUAAAAGACUCUUCUUUACAGUGACUGUUGACUCUCCCACUGGCCUCAAAUAGAUUUCAAUUUUAAAAAUUUAUAAAUUUAUAAAUAAACCAAAUUAAAUACUACAGAAAAGAAUGACAGACUACCUUUUCUGCCAUUUUCUGCAACAGACAGGCACCAUUUGAGUUCCAAACAACCAAAGACACCUCAGUCUGGAAAACGAGGCAGUAUUCAUACAUAAACAAAAUUAAACACCCAAAGAAACGUUCAGGAAAUUCUGAAUUAAAUUAUAAACCAAGAUUUCCCUUUUUAUUUCCCCUUAUUCUCGCACACCAGCUGUUUCUUUUGAAGCACUUUUUUUCUGGAAUGGAUUGGAUUACCAAUACUUCAAGCACAAAGCACAAUAAAAAAAGAAACUCUUUCACAACUAUCAAAGAUUCAUGGAAAUUUGCGAUUGACCAGAUCGAUUGCGAAGUAGCACUGAGAAUUAAACUUUAAUUUUUUUAAUACAUUUUCUCUGAAAUUCAGGAAAGAAAUAUUCUACAUUAACAUUAAAUGUAUGGUCGAAAAUCGGUUAAUUUGUGAAUGCACUGGGAAUCUACACCUUUCUUGUGAAGUAUUAAACUUGAGCAGCUCUCAUACCAAUGGGUGCAUGUCUUUAAAGGGUAUAAGCUUAUAUGUAUUUCUGAGCAGAAGAAAAAUGGUGGUUGUGUACCUUUAAGCUAUAUGUUUGGUUGUACAUAAACAGAAAUCAGUACUUGAGAAGUAAACUAUGAACCUGCCAGUGGCUGUCUUCACUGAGCUGCUUAGGAGGAAACACUGUAUAGCCAAAGUUAUGUGCCGAGUAAAAUUGAGCACCGAACGAGUAUUGAGUAAUGUACUUUGCGUGACAUUGUGACUGGCUACCCAUUUUAGCUAAGCAGGUAUUUUCUGAUCAGAGCCCAUCUCUGUGCCAUACAGCUCUAUGAGAUCAAUUUGGCCCGCCAGCUAUCUUUCUGUUGGUGUGUGACUUGUUGAUGGGGUCUGUGACAGACCUCUCCAACUGCACAUUGUAUAUGAGGAAGGUGUAGUCUUGUGAAUGAUGACACAGUUACACAUGUAGUUCAUUGUUGCUCUGUCCUGACUUCUCUUGAAGGAUAUUUUUCAAUGUUCAUUCAGAAGUAGACAAAACGUCUUUCCAUGUGAAAGCUACUUGUAGUUUUGAAGUUCAUCUGGUGAUAAGAUUCAUGCAAGCAGUAAUCCAAGCCAUUUGAUAUGUAAGGUCUGAACCGUUUUUUUUUUUUCAUGUGAAUGUAUGUUGAAGUUUACGUUAUUUAGAGUUUAGAUUGCUUUGCAUUAUACACUUCGAAUCAAGAAUUCUUUUAAUUUCUCCGUGCAAUGGAACGGCAAUGGAUGGACUUAACCACCACAAAGAACAUUCCAUUGAUGGUAACCAAACUCAGUGGUCAGGACCUUAGCAGCACCAGGUUUUGGGUCAUGCUGACUUCAAGAAAUCUCAUUUUAUUCCUGUCCAUAAAUGCCUUUUCAUUUGAUUGAUUGGAGCGCGGUUUGAGGCUGCCCAAGAUUACUUGCAGCAUGCACAAGAUUCUGGUGCUAUUGUCUGACUUAGUAUUGUGUACAAAUAUGUACAUGUAUGUAUGUACCUAUGUAGCCAGUGUUAAGAUGCCAUGUACUCCAAGCUGAAAUACUUGCUGCAUAGUCGAAACUCAUGUAAUGCAGCCAGUGAUGGCCCUGUGUAGAGAGGGCUGGAUGCUGGACUGAAUAUCAACUCUGAAGGAUUUCCAAGAUGAUUUUUUAAGGAGACAAGUUAUGUUACGGUAUUGUUGUUUGUUAAAUUUUUCUGUGCUGUCCAAAUUGGUGUCCCUAAAAACCUCUACACGUACCUGAAAUGAGCAUCUAAAACAGUUAUGUCAUAGUCUGUAUGCCAACUAUGAGUUGAUGGUCAGAGCUUUGAAACAUUUCAACUUUCCACCUUUCCUUUUGAAGAGCUCCAUAUUUCCAGAGAGUGAAAUUCUGUCUACCUAUCAACGAAACUAGGAACAAAUGAUGUAAAUUUUAAAUCAUGCCUACAGUGUUCUUUCAUGCCUUGUCAAUAGGGCAAUUAGCCUCAUUUCGACUCUCAAUCGUCUUGGUCCCACGUUAGAGGAAGUCACAGACUGAACUUUCUCUCUUAAGAAGUGAGAGAUUAGCCACAUAUUGUAUCAGUAAAACAAGCUUGCACAGUUUUGUUUACAUUCCCCUUGAAAGGUGACGCCAUUUUGUUUCGUUUGUACAAGACACUUUCUGUUAGGAUCCAGAGGCUGGGAUUUCUUUUAAGUUUCUUUCUCUAAAGAAAAUAAUGUUGUCUAUAAAUAGUAUGGAUGUUUGUAAAAGUUAGUUGCAGCUCAUAUUUAUUCAGAAAAAAAGAGGUUUAGAUUUAUGUUUAUAAGAAAAUGUUCAGGUAAUAAAUUUUUUUUUAACUACAGUAACAGUUUCAACGUCUGAAUAGAGUGUUUUUUGCAUUAGUUUGAUAAUGUUAAACUUUUUAUGGAUGUAUGGAAAUCAAUGCAAAUGCUUUCUUUAGCUCCAAAUGCUUUAAAAAGUUCUAAAAUGUUAAUGGUGUGUGGGAAUUGUGUCUAAAAUUACUACAUGUAUUUGCUUGUAAUUUUCAAAUUUAGAAUUAUAUAUUUUCUGUUUGUACAAACUAAAAUGAAAUGUUAUUGCAUCUGUUCAAUCAAGCAUACAUACAUGUAUUUUGAUUCCACAAAUAAAGUGAUAUGAAUAUAAAUGACA
Acanthaster planci (crown-of-thorns starfish) is the source of this 4062-nucleotide messenger RNA. Its product is annotated as gamma-aminobutyric acid receptor-associated protein-like 2. The record is from RefSeq and is a predicted model, not a curated record. NCBI's taxonomy places the organism in Eukaryota, Metazoa, Echinodermata, Asteroidea, Valvatida, Acanthasteridae.